This is a messenger RNA of Closterium sp. Yama58-4, 1482 nucleotides long. The record is from the annotation of a GenBank genome assembly. NCBI's taxonomy places the organism in Eukaryota, Viridiplantae, Streptophyta, Zygnematophyceae, Desmidiales, Closteriaceae.
AUGAUGUCGCCGGCAGAUGAGGAGCGCGAUGUUGAUGCCGACUCGAGUCGCGACUCGGGGUCUGCGUGGGACGGCGUUAAGUUGCUGCCGUUCGCCGCGUCUGUCGGCGUGGGGCUCGCGACGUGGGCUUUAAUUCCAGUUCCUGAGGGGUUGACGGACCAAGCGUGGCAGCUGCUGGCCGUGUUCCUCACCACUAUAACGGGGCUGAUUCUCGGGCCGCUUCCCGUGGGCGCGUGGGCCUUCGUUUGCCUCUCCUUCGCUAUAAUCACAGGCACUCUCUCUUUCUCUGACGCCAUUAGCGCCAUGACCAACGAGGUCAUCUGGCUGAUCGUCAUCUCGUUCUUCUUUGCACGCGGAUUCGUCACCACGGGGCUUGGCGACCGCAUUGCCACUCUGUUCGUCAAGUGGUUCGGCAGCAGCACGCUGGGUCUCAGCUACGGGCUGGCAGCCAGUGAGGCCCUGCUAGCCCCAGCCAUGCCCAGCACCACGGCGCGAGCAGGGGGGGUGUUCCUCCCCAUCAUCGACUCUCUCUCCAAGCGCUUCGACAGCCGCCCGAAUGACCCCAGCAGCAAGAAGCUCGGCGCGUUCCUUGUUAUGACGCAACUGCAGGCCUCUGCUCACAGCAGCGCCAUGUUCCUCACUGGAGCCGGCCAGAACCUUCUCUGCAUGAAGCUAGCCCAGGAGAUGGGCGUGGCUAUUCCCAACGCCUUCUCCACGUGGAUGCACAUGGCCGUGCUGCCAGGCAUGCUGGGACUGGUAGUCACCCCCAUGCUCAUGUUCAAGGUGUUUGCUCCUGAGGUCAAAGAAACGCCAGAGGCGCCGGGGCUUGCAAAGAAGAGGCUUGAGGAGAUGGGGGCGGUGAGCGGGAAGGAGAUGAUCAUGAUUGGCACCAUGGGACUCGCGAUUACCAUGUGGAUCAUGGGAGAAUCACUCGGCAUCCCCAGUGUGGUAACGGCCAUGUCAGCACUUUCCCUCCUCCUGCUUUCGGGGGUUGUCUCGUGGUCCGACUGCCUCGCAGAGCGAUCAGCCUGGGACACCCUCAUGUGGUUCGCCGCUCUCAUUGCCAUGUCUGCCCAGCUUACCCACAUGGGUGUGGUGGGCUGGAUGGCUGAUGGGGUUGCGGGCGGGCUUGGGAUGGUCCCGGGGGGAUUCUGGCAGGGGAUAUGGCAACGGGGGGGAUGCUGGGGGAGGAGAUGGGGGGAGUGCCAGACGGCUCAUGUGGGGGCGCUGUAUGCGGCGUUCCUUGCUAUGCAGCUUGCUGCUGGUGUUCCUGGGGAGGUUGGUGCGUUUGCGCUGGCGUUGAAUACGAAUUUGUUUGGCGCGAUUACGCAUUAUAGCAGCGGGCAGGCAGCGCUGUAUUAUGGAGCUGGUUAUGUUAGUCUUCCCGACUUGUUCAAGAUUGGAGGCAUUUCUGCCAUUGUGAACCUGGUUCUUUGGACAUCGGUUUGUUCUAUUAUGUGGAAGCUCCAAGGAGUAUUCUAG